Molecule: messenger RNA, 1979 nt
Organism: Carcharodon carcharias (great white shark)
Lineage: Eukaryota; Metazoa; Chordata; Chondrichthyes; Lamniformes; Lamnidae
Gene: ttc38
Product: tetratricopeptide repeat domain 38
Exons: 14
Coding region: 153-1559 (468 amino acids)
Molecular function (GO): protein binding
Source: RefSeq, a predicted model, not a curated record
AGUGGUGAGAGAGUAAUAUAUUUAUUACAGCUUGUCAGGCUUUGUUUUUGCCACACUUAGGUCUACUUCGAGUUGAGAGCAGUUGGUAAAUCGUGAUAGAAGAUCACACCCUUGCAAGAAAUCAGAGCUAAGUUAAUUAAGAACAAGGGGCGAUGUUGCACUUCAAUCUAAGAGACUGCAAGGCCUGGCAGGAUAUUGGUCUUCCCCUUUCCACAACCAGCAAUGAGGCCUGCAAAAUGUAUGAUGCUUUUCUGACCCAGUGGGUGUCUUGGACUAAUGAUCCAAGUCUUGGAGGAUUUGAGAGUUGUAAGACUCAGUUACAAGCUGCAGAUCCAGACUUUGUGAUGGGGCAGGUGAUCAUUAAUGGAGCAGAACUGAUUGGCACAGGAAAAUCGGUUUGGCUGGAUAAAGAUCUGGAUGCUGCAAUCAAGAGGAUGGUUAGACUUUCAAAGACACAAGAGAUAACUGAGCGGGAGCGUCUCCAUGUGGAAGCACUGGAUCUUUUUGCAAAAGGAUCUCUUCCAAAAGCAUGCAGUCUGUGGGAGGAGAUCCUGUUGUAUCAGCCAACUGACCUGCUUGCAUUGAAGAUGUCUCAUGAUACCUACUAUUAUCUAGGUCACCAGCAACAGUUAAGAGACUCCAUUGCACGGGUUCUUCCUUGCUGGACACCACAAAUUCCUCUGUAUGGUUACUUGAAAGGGAUGUACUCAUUUGGGCUGGUGGAAACUAACUUUUAUGACCUGGCACUAAAAGUAGCCAAAGAGGGCUUGGCUCUGAACCCAGGUGAUGCUUGGUCUACACAUACCCUGGCACAUGUGUAUGAGAUGCGUGCAGAUGUGGACACUGGAUUAAAAUAUCUGAAGCAGACGGAAAACAACUGGAUGGGUUCUGACAUGCUCUCCUGUCAUAUUUAUUGGCACUGGGCACUCUACUACAUUGAAAAGGGCGAAUAUGAAGCAGCACUCACACUGUAUGAUGCUCAUAUUUCCAGAAGUUGUUUUGAAUCUGGAACAAUGUUGGAUAUAGUGGACGCAUGUUCUAUGUUAUUUCGACUCCAAAUGGAAGGUAUUAAUGUGGACGAUCACUGGAAGAAACUUGUUAGAGUCACCAAGAGUCAUGCCAAAGACCAUAUUCUUAUCUACAAUGACGUCCAUACACUGAUGUCACUGCUUGGAGCUAAAGAUACCGACACUGCUAAUCAGAUCAUCACAUCACUGCAAGAAGUCUCUCAAACUCCUGGUGAGAACUAUCAAUACCAGCUUGGUCGAGAUUUGGGGCUUCCUAUCUGUCGGGCGAUAACAGAGUUUGCAAAUGGAAAUUAUAGUUGCGCUGUGGAUCUGUUAAAUCCAAUUCGCUACCAGAUUCAGAACAUUGGAGGCAGUAAUGCACAGAGAGAUCUCUUUAAUCUGUUGCUGAUCCAUGCUGCUUUAAAAUCAGACAGCACAGCUCACCAGAAACUGGCCAGGUGUCUACUAUUGGAGCGAGAAGCUUUCAAACCAAACUCUCCAAUGACUGAAAGACUGAUUCGCAAGGCCACAGCGCUGCAUAAUGUGGACUAAAUCAAGACUAAGGCACAUACAAUUCAAAUGGGACAAUUGUUUUAAUUUGGGUUAAAGAGAUCUGCUAAUAAUUAUAGUGGUUACUAUUAAGGGAGGGGCUGAUGGAGAUAGGGCAGGAGAGGAGGAGGGUACAAAAAGAUUGGGAAGGAGAUUGGGAAGUAUGGGAAGGAAUAUUGAAACAGGAUGCGAAAGAGAGUGAGGAGGGUGGAGUAAGCAGUGGAAAAGGAAAGGAGCAGUAACUGGUGGAGGGGUGCUUUAUACUCAAAGUGGCUUUUACACUAAAUUUCAGAAUGGAGAAAAAUAUCCUGAAAUUUAUCAUGUGGAAGUUUGUUUUUGUACAAGUAACAUUUGAACUAUAUAACUUCCAAAAGUUAAUAUAGUUCUCUUCGGUAAGGCUUCAUUAAAACUAUUUUUAAAACA